Physella acuta is the source of this 5043-nucleotide messenger RNA. Its product is annotated as nuclear receptor-binding protein. NCBI's taxonomy places the organism in Eukaryota, Metazoa, Mollusca, Gastropoda, Physidae. Gene Ontology annotation, molecular function: ATP binding; protein kinase activity. Gene Ontology annotation, biological process: protein phosphorylation. The record is from RefSeq and is a predicted model, not a curated record.
GACCAACUUUAUUGGAGGUUUGUGUUGUUAGUGUUUGACAUCUUUUGUGAAAGAGUGAUGGCAGAUCAAGAGUCUGAAAAAAAGCCGGACAGUGGAGAAGAUUCGGACGAUGAAGAAGUACUGGAAGAAAGCCCUUGUGGAAGAUGGCAGAAACGAAGAGAAGAGGUUGAUCAGCGAGAUGUGCCUGGUAUAGACAAUGCCUUCUUGGCAAUGGAUACUGAAGAAGGAGUGGAGGUGGUGUGGAAUGAAGUUCAGUUUUCUGAAAAGAGAGAUUUUAGAGCUCAACAAGACAAAAUUCGACAAACCUUUGACAAUCUUUGUCAGCUGGACCAUCCAAACAUCAUAAAAUUCCACAAGUAUUGGACUGACACCAAGAAUGAUAAGCCAAGGGUUAUUUUCAUAUCAGAAUAUAUGUCAUCUGGUAACCUUAAACAGUUUUUGAAGAAGACCAAAAAGAAUAAUAAAACAUUCCAGCUAAAGGCUUGGAAAAGAUGGUGUACUCAAAUUUUGUCUGCACUGAGUUAUCUUCACUCAUGUGAUCCACCGAUAAUUCAUGGCAACCUCACUUCUGACACUAUCUACAUUCAGCACAAUGGACUUAUUAAAAUUGGCUCAGUUGCCCCUGAUGCCAUACAUCAUCAUGUCAAGACGUACAGUGAAGAUCUAAAAAAUGUACAUUAUACAGCACCAGAAUGUGAAGACAGUGAACAAAUGACAACAAAAGUGGAUAUUUAUUCAUUUGGAAUGUGUGCCCUUGAGAUGGCGACCUUAGGUUUUGCAUCAAGUGGGGAUUCUCCUGGGGGGACUGAUGCUGAUAUCAUCAGUUCCUCUCUAGAGCUGGUUGAAAGUCCUUUGCAGCAGGAUUUCAUCAAAAGCUGCUUGCGUAAAGAUCCCAAAGACAGACCAACCGCUAGAGAACUACUUUUUCACAAAGUUUUAUUUGAAGUUCAUUCUCUAAAGCUUAUUGCUGCCCAUAAGAUUGUUAAGUCCAAUGCUUUGUUAGCAGAAAACAUUACAGAAAUAUCGCACAGUGCCAAAACAGAUGACCCCAACCGUGUUAUUGCUGAAAUUCUUAGCAUGAAUGGAGAAAUUGUCCAUUUAAAAGUUUCCCAAACGCCUGCAUUGGAACUAGAUAAACUCUUAGAUGACGUAAAAAAUGGUAUCUAUCCUCUGACUGCCUUUGGUUUGAGUUACCCUCAAGUUACACGUACUCGUGCUGCAAGUCCAGAACUGGCAGAGUCAGUGAAAUCUGAGACACCUGAACCUUAUGAUGUUGAAACCAGGUUAAUUGUAUCCAUGACAUGCCAUAUCACAAGAAUAGAAGACAACCCACAUCCUCAACUAACACUUAUGGUCAGGUUUGAUGACCAAAUCAACAGACAGCUCCAGUGUGAGGUUAGCAAUGAUACUGGGGAAUCUUUAGCUGACGAUCUGGUUUAUCAUGGAUUUAUCAAUGAGAAAGAUCGAGAUAAGGUGGCAUCUCUCAUUGGAAUAACUCUCCCCAACAACACAAGUUUAUUUCAAAAUCAAGAUCAGCUUCCUUCCCCUCGCCUAGUUGACAAUGUAUCAUAGUACAAAAACAUGUUGUCGUUAAUUGAUAUGUUAGAUGUGCAUGUAAAAUAUUCAGAAUUUAUGUUCACAACUAUUUAGUAUUACUGUAUCAUUUAAUCCCCUGAACCAUCUUUGGUCUUUCUUGAUUAUAAUGACUUUAUAAUUAAUUUUAUAGGAAAUAUUAGUUCUUUUUCAAGUACAGAAUGUAUUUAUCAUUUUAUAAUAGUGUUUAUUUUUAAUUAUUUUAAAGUAAGGGUAUAAAAUCUUGUAUAGAGACUGUAUUGUUUAUUAUAUACUUCAUAAAUUAAUCAUGAAGUUGGCAUGAUAAAUUAAAAAAAUUCAGUUUAUUUACUAAGAAUUUAAAACGUAAUAUAAUUGCUUUCAAUUUUUUAGAAAUUUAUCAUCUAGAACAAACUAAAAUUCUGUUUUCAAAAUUUCAGAAUCAAUUUUGCAUAUUUCCUUAAUAGGGUUAAAUAAUUUUUAUGUAAUGUAUAAUGAUACUUGUGUUUUAAACCUUUAUUUUAUGAGUAAACCUGGUCAGAUUUGAUUUAAAAGAUGGCAAUAAUUUUUUGAAUUUAUAAGAUAGCUAUCAACUAUCACAAGUUUAAAAUAAAUCUAUUAAUGCAUUAUUCCCUUUACCAUGUGCUUCAGCUGUGCAUUACUUAUAUUGCCAAUGUCACAUAUUGUGACCUUAUUUAUUCCGUAUAAAUAUGUACUUAUAACUAUUUUUUGCUUUGAAUUUUUAAAAAACUUGUGACUUAUCUGUUAGCUACUAUCAUAUUUUUUUGUGUUGAUUUAGCCCAGUAUAAUUUAUCUGCUCCUGGCGGUGCUGCUUUUCUUUGUUUCCAACCAAUGCAGAUAAAAGAGCAACUCCUCCUAGCCUUUAUAUGCCUUUAGCAAUAUUCUGAUUCAACUGUUCAAGUUAUUUAUUACUGUUGUUUGUAAGUAUAAGUAAGAUGAUUCAAAUUAUUAGCUGACUUACAUUAGCUGUUUUUGUCAAGCAACAAAAAAGAGGGCAAAUACCACCACUAAACUAGACUCAGUCUCAUUGGAUUUAAUCUCCCUAGAUAUUUGGACAUCAAAAUUACCUCCCUUAAUAUCUAACUAAUCACAGAACUUACCUCCCUGUUUGGUCAAGUUGAUAAGAGCGAAAAAAGUAAUUUUUAAGAUAGGUAGUAAUACAAAUAUACUCUUUGUGCUUCGUUACUUGUUUAAUUGAGAAGUAUCAUUAUAUUAAACAUUUUAAGAAAUUAAGUCAGUAAAUACAAACAUUUGUAAUCUUAUCUUUACCAACUUUAUUAAAAUUUACACAUCUUGCUUAUACACAGCUACUUAUAACAAACGACCCAACAAUAAAGUUGGACCUUUGGUGGACCCAAGUUUUUUAUACAAUUAAUCAAAUUAAUUACCUACAUUCCUACUGUGCAGGCUUAAUGAGGAAAUUUGAUUUUAAUUUAAUUUUUCUAUUGUUCUUUCCCAGCUAAAAUCAGUACAAUGGUAUAUUAUGCAAAAGGUUUCACAAUUUUAAAUAAAAAUAUAUUAUCAUAAAUGUAGAAACCUGGGUGUUAAGGUUGUAAGUUAGCAUAAUAUUUAUAGUUUUGAGCUUAACUUAAAGUAAAGUUGUUUUAAUGCCAUAGAAACAUGUGGGGGGGGGGGGGGGGUUACACAUUUUUUAUAGUCUAGUAAUAAAGUUUAAAGUGUGAAUGAAGAAGACAAUAUUCAUUACAGGGCAAAAAGUUUCAAAUGCACAGUUGUUUGCUUCAUUUCUUUAAAAAGUUCACCAUAAACUUUCAUGUUCUUAGUGAUAUUCUUUUACAUUUUAAAACUUGCUUAUCUUUCAUUUAUUUUUGUUUGCUGCCUAUAAUUAUUCUCAACAUAACAUACAUUGCAAAAAUCAUUUUCACUAAAUGACUAACCUUUGUUUACAGUUAUAGUUGUAGAGUAUCUUAAUGUUUUUAUGAUAUUCCUUUUUUAAAAAAAAAUAUCUGCAUACUUAAUUUAAAUGUAAGAAAAAAAGGUUUUAUUUUUUAGUAGUGCUUAAAUAGCUUUAAUUCAGACAUUAUAUACCCAAUCAUUUUUAAAUAAGAUAAAUUUGAAUUAGUGUUGUCUAAAAAGCAUAAUUGUUUUACAUUUUUAAAAUAUUGUUCUAAAAUGAUAAUGAUGCAGUGUCAAGGCUUUCUAUUGAAUAGCUUGAUUUUAUUUCUUGGGCAUUUAAAAUCCAUCAACAGUAUUCUUGUGAAUCUUUUUAUCCACUAUUAUCUGGCAUACAGCCAGCUAGCCUUGGUUUAUUGUCAACAUUGAUACACUAAGAUAAGACUGGACUAGGAUUGCACACAGAUUUUAAAGACAUUUUUAAGUCAAUAUUAAUGGCAGUUUUUAUGAAGCAACUAGUUUUAGAGAAUAAAAAGAAUCUUUUAAUGAAUCCCCUUUUUUGUAACAUUUAAAUUCUAUUUGAAGUUGAAAUUCAUCUCCACUCUUCUUUUGUGAUGGUUAAAAUAAUAUACUUUGUAACAUUUGAACACAUGUUUUAAGCAGAUAAAUCAUAUAAAGACAAUAUUCUAACUCAUGAAAGUAUUUAAUAUCAUAUUAUUAUAAAUUGUACUAAUCUUCAGUUUUACUCUAAAUAAUACAAGUAACAGUCAUAAAGCAUAAUUCAUUAAAAAAAAAAAUUAUCCUACAUCUUUAAGCUCAAAAUACACUAAAAUUAAAACCAUAAAAUGAAACUUUAUUAUUUAUAUUAAAUCUGUGUUUUGUUUUGCCAAAAUGAUCUGUGUUAAUCUACAUUUAUUCUAACUUGAAACGGGAUUAAAUAAAGUCCGGUGACUGGAUGGCUUUAGUAAAUCAUGUUGUUCUAGGGCCUGAAAGUCUUAGAUAUGUGUACAAGAUUAUAUGAAUACAAUACUUGUAGACAGAUGUAUUCAUGUUAUUGAGAUGUAUUUGUUUUGGGCCAGUUUAUAAAACCAAUUAAGUAAUAAUAUUCAAAUUAUCAAAUGUGAUGCUUGAAAUGAAAUUUUGUGAAGAUGGUUUUCAUGAUUUUGCAAAAAUAAAAAUUGAUUUUCAAAAAUUGUAAGUAGCUCACAAAACGCAAGAUAAAAAUCUGGAACUAUACUGACAAUGUAUAAAUGCGUUUUAAAAUGUCCAUACCAUUUUUUUUUUAAAUUCUAGCAUUUUUAACAGUGUUAAAAUUAAUAAUUUUAUUCAAUGUGAGUUAAAGGAUUUAUUUAAAAAAAAAUGAAAAUUUCCAAAACUGCGUUAAAAUGAUGUUUUAUCAUAGAAAAUCAUUUUAUCUUUUCCUGGUGUUUCUGCCAUACUGUCAAAUAAACCUGACUUGUUUAGAUCAUGGGGAAUAGUUUAGGUUACAUUUAAAAAAAACUUUAUACAGUUUUUAAAAUGCAUUUAGAACUUGAGAUGAACCUAAAAACGAAUGAAAAGAAUCUUCAAAGAGUGUACACAAUAAGGUUGAAAUAAAAACACUGCUGGCAAUUGCUUGUU